This is a messenger RNA of Odocoileus virginianus texanus, 4161 nucleotides long. The record is from RefSeq and is a predicted model, not a curated record. NCBI's taxonomy places the organism in Eukaryota, Metazoa, Chordata, Mammalia, Artiodactyla, Cervidae.
CUCGCGGGGUUUCUACUUCAACACUGUCCUGUCGCUGGCCCGCUCCCUGGCUGUGCAGAGACCGGCAUCUCUGGAGAAGGUCCAAAAGCUGCUUUGUAUGUGCCCAGUAGAUUUCCAUGGGAUCUUCCAAUUGGACGAGAGGCGGAGAGAUGCGGUGAUUGCGUUGGGCAUCUUUCUCAUUGAAUCUGACUUACAGCACAGAGACUCGGUGGUUCCUUACCUCCUCCGACUUCUUAAAGGUCUUCCGAAAGUGUGUUGGGUAGACGAGAGCACGGCUCGGAAGGGCAGAGGUACGCUCCCGGUGGCCGAGAGCUUCAGCUUCUGCUUGGUCACGCUGCUGUCUGACGUGGCUUACAGGGACCCUUCCCUGAGGGGCGAGAUAUUAGAGGCGCUGUUGCAGGUUUUGCACGUGCUUUUGGGAAUGUGCCAGGCCCUAGAGAUUCAAGAGAAAGAGUACCUCUGCAAGCACGCGGUCCCAUGCCUGCUGGGAAUCGCACGUGCCUUCGGGCGGCACAGCAGCUCGGAGGAGUCGCUCCUGUCCAGGCUCUUCCCCAGAGCGCCGCCGCACGCCCCCCGCGUGCCCGAGGAGCUGGAAGGCGUGCGCCGGCGGUCCUUCAACGACUUCCGCUCCAUCCUCCCCAGCAGCCUGCUCACCGUGUGUCAGGAGGGCACCCUGAAGAGGAAGGCCAGCAGCGUGUCCAGCGUGUCGCAGGUCAGCCCUGAGCGCGGGGCGCCCCCUCCCGGCUCCCCCGGAGGAUCUGCCUUUCACUGCCUCGAAGCCUCUUACUCGCCUGAUGGGAGCGCCCCGGAAUCCGACUACUACUUCUCUGCCGUCAGCUCCAGCUUCUCUGUCUCUCCUCUCUUCAACGGCGUCACCUACAAGGAGUUCAGCAUUCCCCUCGAGAUGCUCCGGGAGCUCUUAAGCCUGGUGAAGAAGAUCGUGGAGGAGCCUGUUCUCAAGUCCCUGGACGCCGUGGUCACUGGUGUGAUCGAGGCCAACCCCAGCGCCGACCUCUACUACAGUGCCUUCAGCGACCCACUGUACGUGGCUGUGUUCAGGAUGCUGCGGGACACCCUGUACUACAUGAGAGACCUGCCCACCUCCUUCGUGAAGGAGGUGCACGACUUCGUGCUGGAGCAGUUCAACAGCAGCCAGGGGGAGCUCCAGAAGAUUCUGCACGACGCCGACCGGGCCCACAGCGAACUGAGCCCCCUCAAGCUGCGCUGCCAGGCCAGCGCCGCCUGCGUGGACCUCAUGGUCUGGGCGGUGAAGGAUGAACAAGGUGCAGAGAAUCUGUGUGUUAAGCUGUCUGAGAAGCUGCAGUCCAAGACGUCCAGCAAGGUUAUCAUAGCGCACCUGCCGUUGCUCAUCUGCUGUCUGCAGGGCCUAGGCCGCCUGUGCGAGCGGUUCCCGGUGGUGGUGCACUCCGUGACACCUUCCCUGCGCGACUUCCUGGUGGUCCCAUCCCCCGUGCUGGUGAAGCUGUACAAGUGCCACAGCCAGUACCACACAGUUGCCGGCAAUGACAUAAAAAUCAGCGUAACCAACGAGCAUGCAGAGUCGACCCUGAAUGUGGCGUCGGGGAAGAGGAGCCAGCCGUCCAUGUACGAACAGCUUCGGGACAUUGCCAUCGACAACGUCUGCAGGUGCCUGAAGGCGGGCCUGACCGUGGACCCGGUGAUCGUGGAAGCCUUUCUGGCCAGCCUCUCCAACCGGCUCUACAUCUCCCAGGAGAGCGAUAAGGACGCGCACCUGAUUCCCGACCAUACCAUCCGAGCCUUGGGACACAUCGCGGUGGCCCUGAGAGAUACCCCGAAGGUCAUGGAGCCCAUUUUGCAGAUCCUGCAGCAGAAAUUCUGCCAGCCCCCCUCCCCGCUUGACGUGCUCAUCAUCGACCAGCUAGGCUGCCUGGUCAUCACCGGAAACCAAUAUAUUUAUCAGGAGGUGUGGAACCUCUUCCAGCAGAUCAGUGUGAAGGCCAGCUCGGUCGUGUACUCAGCCACCAAGGACUACAAGGACCACGGCUACAGGCACUGCUCGCUGGCGGUGAUCAACGCCCUGGCCAACAUCGCAGCCAACAUCCAGGACGAGCAUCUGGUGGAUGAGCUGCUCAUGAACCUGUUGGAGCUGUUCGUGCAGCUGGGGCUAGAGGGCAAGCGGGCCAGUGAGCGGGCCAGCGAAAAGGGGCCCGCCCUCAAGGCCUCCAGCAGCGCGGGGAACCUGGGCGUGCUCAUUCCUGUGAUCGCCGUGCUCACCCGGCGGCUGCCACCCAUCAAGGAGCCGAAGCCGCGGCUGCAGAAGCUUUUCCGGGACUUCUGGCUGUACUCGGUGCUGAUGGGCUUUGCUGUGGAGGGCUCAGGACUCUGGCCAGAGGAAUGGUACGAGGGGGUCUGUGAGAUCGCCACCAAGUCCCCGCUGCUGACCUUUCCCAGCAAAGAGCCCCUGCGGUCCGUCCUCCAGUACAACUCGGCCAUGAAGAACGACACGGUCACGCCCGCCGAGCUGAGUGAGCUGCGCAGCACCAUCGUCAACCUCCUGGACCCGGCCCCUGAGGUGUCCGCCCUCAUCGGCAAGCUGGACUUCGCCAUGUCCACCUACCUGCUGUCCGUCUACCGGCUGGAGUACAUGAGGGUCCUGCGCUCCACUGACCCCGACCGCUUCCAGGUGAUGUUCUGCUACUUUGAGGACAAAGCUAUCCAGAAAGACAAGUCCGGGAUGAUGCAGUGUGUGAUCGCCGUUGCCGACAAGGUGUUCGAUGCCUUCCUGAACAUGAUGGCAGAGAAAGCCAAGACCAAGGAGAACGAGGAGGAGCUGGAGCGCCAUGCGCAGUUCUUGCUGGUCAACUUCAACCACGUCCACAAGCGCAUCCGCAGGGUGGCCGACAAGUACCUGUCUGGGCUGGUGGACAAGUUCCCCCACUUGCUCUGGAGCGGGACGGUGCUGAAGACCAUGCUGGACAUUCUGCAGACCCUGUCGCUGUCACUGAGUGCUGACAUUCACAAGGACCAGCCGUACUAUGAGAUUCCCGACGCGCCCUACCGCAUCACCGUCCCGGACACCUACGAGGCCCGAGAGAGCAUCGUCAAGGACUUCGCCGCGCGCUGCGGGAUGAUCCUUCAGGAAGCCAUGAAGUGGGCGCCCGCGGCCACCAAGUCCCACCUGCAGGAGUACCUGAACAAGCACCAGAACUGGCUGUCGGGGCUGUCGCAGCACACGGGGCUGGCCAUGGCCACCGAGAGCGUCCUGCAGUAUGCUGGCUACAACAGGCAGAACACGAGCCUCGGGGCGACGCAGCUCACGGAGCGGCCGGCCUGUGUCAAGAAGGACUACUCCAACUUCAUGGCUUCACUGAACCUGCGCAACCGCUAUGCGGGCGAGGUGUAUGGGAUGAUCCGGUUCUCAGACGCCACAGGCCACACGUCGGACCUGAACAAGAUGAUGGUCCAGGAGCUGAGGGCCGCGCUGGGCGCUGGUGAUGCUCAGCAGUACACUCAGGCCAUGUUCAAGCUGACCGCCAUGCUCAUCAGCAGCAGAGACUGUGACCCGCAGCUCCUCCACCACCUGUGCUGGGGCCCCCUGCAGAUGUUCAACGAGCACGGCAUGGAGACCGCCCUGGCCUGCUGGGAGUGGCUGCUGGCCGGCAAGAACGGGGUGGAGGUGCCGGUAAGACGCUGGCCGUGGGGCCCGAGGGUUGGAGAACCAGCCUUGGCCCACUGGCUGUGGAGCAUGGAGACCCUGGGCAGGCCCCCUUGUACCCCCGGGGCCUCGCACAUCAGUAAGAGGUGAUGUGAAAGCCCAACCCCAGGACCAUCUCUGGGUUAGAGGGGACUUGGGCCCAAGGCUGCCGUUCCCCCAGUGCUCGGCAGGGGGCGCCCUUGCUCCGCCGGCGGCUGCUUUGCAUCCCCCAGUCUGUGCCCUACGAGGGAUAUCUCCUCACGUCCAAGGUGAGGAGCAGCGGCUGCGCUUUGCUGGAGCAGCUGUGAAGAGAUACCCCACGUCCAAGGUAAGAGAGAGCUAAGUAAAAUGGUAGGUGUUGUGAGAGGGCAUCAGACAGCAGACAUACUGAAACCAUAAUCGCAGAAAGCUAGCCAGUCUGAUCACAGGACCACAGCCUUGUCUGACUCAGUGAAACUAAGCCAUGCCGUGUGGGGCCACCCAAG